Molecule: messenger RNA, 3749 nt
Organism: Capra hircus (goat)
Lineage: Eukaryota; Metazoa; Chordata; Mammalia; Artiodactyla; Bovidae
Gene: SLC17A5
Product: solute carrier family 17 member 5
Exons: 11
Coding region: 1059-2495 (478 amino acids)
Biological process (GO): transmembrane transport; monoatomic anion transport
Molecular function (GO): transmembrane transporter activity
Source: RefSeq, a predicted model, not a curated record
AAAAAAAAAAAAAAAAACAUGCCUUGUAGUUUGCAAACUGUCCUUAACUAAACAGCUGCCAAUUUUCUUGGGGUGGAGAGCAAGAGUAUGUAGGUUCAGGUGAGAGAGGCAGUGUGAAUGAAACUUUAUAGUUUCCACAGGUCUGGAUUGGACUGUGGCAGGUAGCACCAUAGUUCGAACACCAGCUCUACUCUGGAGAAAGAAAUCAAGAAUGCCAAAUGAAAAAUUCUCUGUUAAAAGAUGUCAAUCUUUCACAAAGCUAAAAUUGAUAGCAGGUGUUAAGUGUAUGAGUGCCUACAGAGGAGUGAGUGGAUUACAGUAUGUUAACAUACACCUAAAUGCAGUUGUACUGUCUUCAUUAAGGCUUCAAUCUGAAUUGAGUCUGAAUCUGAACCAAGACAAUUGUACUCUGAAAAAUAUAUCCUUGUGCAAAGCUAGGUCAAUGAAUAUACCAGGAUUCCUGAGUAGGGAACAACAGGCAUAUGUGUGUGUGUAUGUAUGUAUUGUAUUUAUAUAUCCGCAUACAAUGCUAAUAUAUCACUGCCAAGUAAAAGCACACAUAUAUGCUUUUAUGUAUAUAUAAAUGUAUGUAUGUAUUUAACUUGUCGUUAGCGAUUGAAAUAGAUUUUCAUAUCUUUAAAAACACUCUGUUGGUCGAACUUAUGGUGUAAAACCCUGGAUGCGCCACUUUGUCAUUGUCACUUGGGGUCAGUCACCCUUAAUUCAGCUUCCUGAACUCUUAUCUCCCCUCCAGUUCUGCCACUCAAUAAAAGAAGAAAAACAGACAGUAGGUGCAUACACCUAUAAUCAGAGGGAAAAAAAUAGGUCAAAUUCCUCCUGUCAUAUGAUCUUCCUUUAACAGGCUUCUCCCACCCACUCCGCCUUUCCUUUUGUGUGUGUGUGUGUGUGGUACAUUCUCUUGCUGUGCUUUUUACCACGGGCCCUUUAAGCAAGACCAACUGAGCAACUGUCACAGGGGCUGCAACUGUCAUAGAUUCUGCAAGUUUGCUUCUGGAUUCUUAAAUACAUCUAGUUCAAGAAAGGCUUAAGUAUUAAUCAUGGCUUCUAAUUCAAACCCAGCCUCUGAGGAUGGUUUUCAAGCUCCAGUAUGCUGCUCUGCUCGUUACAACCUAGCAUUUUUGUCCUUUUUUGGUUUCUUCGUUCUCUAUUCAUUACGGGUGAAUCUGAGUGUUGCACUAGUGGACAUGGUGGAUUCAAACACAACUGCCAAAGAUAAUAGAACGUCCUACGAGUGUGCAGAGCAUUCUGCUCCCAUAAAAGUUCUUCACAACCAAACGGGUAAAAAGUACCGGUGGGAUGCAGAAACUCAAGGAUGGAUUCUCGGGUCUUUUUUUUAUGGCUACAUCAUCACACAAAUUCCUGGAGGAUAUGUUGCCAGCAGAAGUGGGGGGAAGCUGUUGCUAGGAUUCGGGAUCUUUGCUACAGCUAUCUUCACCCUGUUCACUCCCCUUGCCGCAGAUUUCGGAGUCGGAGCCCUUGUUGCACUCAGGGCACUAGAAGGGCUAGGAGAGGGUGUCACGUAUCCAGCCAUGCAUGCCAUGUGGUCUUCAUGGGCUCCCCCUCUUGAAAGAAGCAAGCUUCUGAGUAUUUCAUAUGCAGGAGCACAACUCGGGACAGUAGUUUCUCUUCCUCUUUCUGGAGUAAUUUGCUACUAUAUGAAUUGGACUUAUGUCUUCUAUUUCUUUGGCAUUGUUGGAAUCAUCUGGUUUAUUUUAUGGAUCUGCUUAGUUAGUGAUACACCAGAAACUCACAAGACAAUCACCCCCCAUGAAAAGGAGUAUAUUCUUUCAUCAUUAAAAAAUCAGCUCUCUUCACAGAAGUCAGUGCCGUGGAUACCUAUGCUGAAAUCACUGCCACUUUGGGCUAUUGUCGUUGCACAUUUUUCUUACAACUGGACUUUUUAUACUUUAUUGACCUUAUUGCCUACUUACAUGAAGGAAGUCCUAAGGUUCAAUAUUCAAGAGAAUGGGUUUUUAUCUGCAGUCCCUUAUUUAGGCUGUUGGUUAUGUAUGAUCCUGUCAGGUCAAGCUGCUGACAAUUUAAGGGCAAGAUGGAAUUUUUCAACUCUGUGGGUUCGAAGAGUUUUUAGCCUUAUAGGGAUGAUUGGACCUGCGAUAUUCCUGGUUGCCGCAGGAUUUAUAGGCUGUGAUUAUUCCUUGGCUGUUGCAUUCCUAACCAUAUCAACAACACUGGGAGGCUUUUGCUCUUCUGGAUUUAGCAUCAACCAUCUGGACAUUGCUCCUUCGUAUGCUGGUAUUCUCCUGGGCAUCACAAAUACCUUUGCCACUAUUCCUGGAAUGAUUGGGCCCAUCAUUGCCAGAAGUCUUACCCCUGAGAACACUAUUGGAGAAUGGCAAACUGUUUUCUGCAUCGCUGCUGCUAUCAAUGUAUUUGGUGCCAUUUUCUUCACACUAUUCGCCAAAGGUGAAGUGCAAAACUGGGCUAUCAGUGAUCACCAAGGACACAGAAACUGAAGGAACCAAUAAAUAGUCCUGUCUCUAUUAAUGUAUCUUUGUUUAUCAUGUAACCUAAAAGUGCCUUUGAUAUUUUAAUGUGUAAGCAAUCUAUAUACAAGAAAAAAUUGUACUAGAAAAAUUGUAUUAGAUUUGUAAGGCUUGUAAUCAUGAAAUGUCACUAGUUGCCAUAUAAGCAAGAUUAGCUAUUUUUAAUUAUUAUUAACCCAUUUGCUGGAACUUACAAUUCAGGGUCACAUAUCUGGCUGCAAGUCAGGCAACCCACAAUAGGGGAGUUCUAUUUAUUUAUAAGACCAUACCUAAAGAGAUGAGCUGAAAUAGACCCUUCUAUUUGCUUAAUUAAGGUGGAUAAUAAUUCUCAGGUCUUGUUAAACAUCUGUUUUUGUACACCUUCCUCAAAAAAAUUAUUUGUCAUCAGCAAUCCCUGACAUGUAGAUCUCAAACUUUAGCCUCUCCACGGAGCUGGCAGCCACUGUAUCAUUCAGCUUGGCAACUUCACUGAGGGAAGCAUGCCCAGGCAGCUGCCACAUGUCCCCUCUCUGGCUUCAGGGACAGUGCCCAGCACUUAGGCAGCAUCCAAGACCAGGGUCAGCGCCAAGGCUUUGGACGGUAUUCUUCCCCUGGGGCUGUUAAUGUGUGGAUGAAGCCCUGAGCCAACAGGGACAGCGCAAUCCACAGUCAUGGUUUCCAUGCACCCUCUCCCUUCCCUUCCCAGCACACUGGAGUAUUGCCUGGCAUGUAACCUGCAAAAGAAAGUGUGAUGCCUAGUUAGCCGCAUAUAACAUCAUCCUUGAUGAUUCUACCUUCACAUGGAUCAGAGUAUAAAUCUUCAAGUCCUGUGUUCUAGGAGCUACACCAGAAUAAUUAAAAUAUAAAAAGAAGAAAAACAUUUUUUUCUGUCUUACACCUAAGUGUCUGGUUGCAGUUCAAGGCUAAAGUGACUUCUACUUCCACAUAACCUGCAACCGGUGGUGUAAUCAUCUUUAGUGUUGGUUUCUUAAAUCUUAUUUUUCCAGUUUUUCCUGGACCAUCUUCCAGUGGUUUUGAGCAUGCUUUGAGGGCAUUUAUGUGAUUUAGAACUUGAUUUAUGUUUCACUGUGUAUGUUCAACACUACCUGUAAUAUUUUAACUAAAGCUAUUUAAUGUAAUAUGAUGUGUAUACAUUCUGUAAAUUAAUUUUUAAAUCUGUAAAUAGCUUUAAGUUGCUAUGGUGAUAUUUCUUUUACAAAUCAAAAUAAACCUUUUUGGAAUGAU